AUGACGAUUCCCGAAGAUAUCCUCGCCGCAAAUGCGACGGGUAGGAUCCCCGAUGGCAUCUCUCUUUCGUAUCUCGCAGAAUCGCGGGAUCACUCUGCUAUUGUGGGCAUUUUGUUCAUGGUCUGUUUCGCGGGCUUGCUCGUGCUUGUCCGCUUGUAUGCACGAUUGUUCUUGGUGAAGAAACUUGGUCUGGACGAUGCAUUGGCUGUUCUCACUAUGAUUGUCUACAUCGUUUUCGUCGUUCUCUCAGUCGUCCUGAUCAACCUAGGCAGUGGUCGCCAUAUCGAAUAUAUCCAAUAUGUUCUUUCCAUGCCCACCGUCCGCGAAACUGAAGUUCUCGACUUCGUCGCCCACAUUCUCUAUACAACGGCUCUUUUCCUUUGUCGACUCUCCGGACUUGCAUUCUACUUCCGCAUUAGCGCACGCUCCAGCAAGCUACGACUGGGUAUCAUGAUCGUGGCUGGUAUCAUUACCGCCGCCUAUUUGCCCCAGAUCUUCCUUUUGAUCUUCCACUGCAAGCCCGUGACCGGUCUCUGGCCUUACGAAUGGCAAACUGAGCCCAUCACUUACAAGUGUCUCUCCUGGGGAUUGGUCUACUCUGUCAACUCGGGCGUCUCUCUCGCCUGUGAUGUGAUGAUGUUUGUCAUUCCCGGUAUCCUGAUUAAGGAGCUGCACGUCUCUUUGAAAAAGAAGAUUAAGCUCUCCAUUGUCAUGUUCCCUGGUGUCUUUGUAAUCGUCAUCUCCGCCAUCCGUGUAUGGCUCGUCGUCGUCGGACAAUGGGCCUCCGACGGUAGCUGGGCCUACAACCCCAUGCUCUGCGUCGAAAACGCCGAAAUCUCAAGUACCCUGAUCGCCCUCUCCGUCCCCGCCCUGAAGCCCGUCUUCGGAAACAUCUUCAGCCACUUGACCGAGUACACCUCCAGCCACACGCGCUCCCGAUCCGCCGGUGGUCGGUUGCGAAGCCAAUCGAAGCCUGUGAGUGGUUUGGGAUCGUCCACUCGGGAUGACAAGAGGCUUCUGAAUUGGUCUAAGCGUGGCCAUGAUGAUUAUGAGAUGAUGCCCUCUGAGGUGUCUAUUGCUCGUGAUGCACACAAUCGAGACUCCACGGCUAAGACACCGGGCAUUCGUGUCACGAAUGAAGUGAAUAUUACGAGGAUGGAGGGCGAUAGGUCGCCUUCGCAGGCUUCUACGAGGGCGUCUGCUUCUUCUGAGCGAGCGAGAUAG
Penicillium subrubescens is the source of this 1224-nucleotide messenger RNA. RefSeq lists its product as uncharacterized. The transcript is spliced from 3 exons. The record is from RefSeq and is a predicted model, not a curated record. Lineage: Eukaryota; Fungi; Ascomycota; Eurotiomycetes; Eurotiales; Aspergillaceae. The coding region runs from base 1 to 1224 and encodes 407 amino acids.